AUGCAUUUGGUAAAUGAUUCUAUACAAUUAUUGUCAUCACUACUGAAUUCUGGGCCACGGUAUUAUUCCAUUGGACAUUGUAAUCCAUCGUUACCGGUGAAUUCGAGUUGCUGUAACAUCUCGGGAAUCCCGAAGGAAUUGAGAUCAAAUCUAUUUUCUGGAUCACAUUUGUCAUCUCAGCGUACAAAAUACAGGGAAGAAGACGGUCAACAACGAAUUUUCAAGCAUUUGUUGUCAAACGAAAACACAUCAGUGGUUAUUUGUUUGUAUCAGUUUGCGAAAAGUAAAAAACUUAAAUAA
Thelazia callipaeda (thelaziosis nematode) is the source of this 300-nucleotide messenger RNA. The record is from the annotation of a GenBank genome assembly. NCBI's taxonomy places the organism in Eukaryota, Metazoa, Nematoda, Chromadorea, Rhabditida, Thelaziidae.